CACCACCCCCUGCAUCCCUGCAGCUACCAUUCCACCCACGACACAACCCAACUUCUUCACAAUACUCCAUACAAACUUCGUGAGAUGCGCUCCCUCCCCAUCCCGACAUCCCGAUCCGGCUUAGCGGCAGAACACCCCCCCCAACUUCCCCCCUGCCCCGCCACGUGACCUCAAAAUCUGGCCCCGCGCGAACAAAUCCUCAAUUUCCCCAACACCAACAACACCAUUCAUUCCCAUUCCCAUUCCCAACUACGUCCCUCCACAUUCCACACCUCCUGAGGCAUACUGGUCCCCCCGCCCCGACAAUGGCGCGCAUCCCACUCGCCCCGCUCUCCGACCUCACCCAAGCCCGCUACGUCAUCCACCUCUCCGACGGGAAACGCCUGGUCCUGUUCCGCUUACCCACCAUCGAGCCGGCGAAGAACGGUACCCAAACGCAGAACGAGACCCCGACGAGCGCAAACGCAAACGGAAACGCAAACGCAAAGACACACACAAACACAAAGCCCAGCAAAGCGCGCAACGACGCAAAUGGCUGGUCCUACUACGCGAUGGAAGCGGAGUGUCCGCACGCCGGCGGCCCGAUGCAGGAUUCCGCGAUCGAUAUCGAGGACUCGGCGUAUGUGGUGUCUUGUCCGUGGCACGCGUACGACUUUAAUGUGGAGACGGGGGAGUCGAGUGUGGGGAUAAAGGCUUGUACGUUUCCGGUGGAUGUUACUGCGGAGGGAGAGGGAGAGACGCGGAUGGUGGCGGUGGAGUAUGUUUCCGAGAGGGAGGGAUGGGAUGAGGGGGUGGGGCUGGUGAAGUUGGAGGCGGUUAGUGAGACGAUGAAGUUGAAGAAGGGGUCUACUAUUUCCACCACGGCCAAAACGAAUCCAAAUCCGAAGACCGGGGAAAUGGGGGUGGGGGAGGAUGACGGUCCGGUGCGGUAUCUGGACGACAACGCGACGGUGUGUGAAUGGUGCGCGCAUAUCCUGAACACGUCUCACCCGGAACACAAGAUCGAGUUGACGGCGCAUCUGUUCAAGAUAUUUACGGAGCGGGAGGGGACGACAUCGGCGAUGGUGAUUGGGGAUCGGAGCAGCGUGACGCUGCCGGACCUUCCGCCGCGGGAUGGCGUCAAGGACGUGACGCGCGGGGCGGUCCCGAAGCCGGGCCGUGGAGGCACGCAGAAGAGCCGGAUCAACAUGCUGCAUGCGCUAGCGAACAUCGAGCAAUGGGCCAUCGACCUCGCGGUGGAUAUCUGCGUGCGGUUCGCGCAGUUCCAGACAACCGAGACACAGCCCCAGGGCCUACCGCGGGCGUUUUUCCACGACUGGCUGAAAGUCGCCAACGACGAAGCGAAGCACUUCUCGCUCCUGCGCACGCGGCUCGAGGAGCUGGGCUCGUAUUUCGGCGCUCUCCCCGUUCACCACGGACUGUGGGAGGCCGCGACCUCGACGGCGCAUGAUCUCCGCGCGAGGAUUAGUAUCAUUGCGUUGGUGCAUGAGGCGCGCGGGCUGGAUGUCAAUCCGGUGACGAUUGAUAAGUUCCGCAAGGCCGGGGAUGGGGAGAGCGUGGAUACGCUCGAGAUUAUCCAUAAUGAUGAGAUCACGCAUGUCACCACGGGACAUCGCUGGUUGACUUGGAUUUGUGGCCAGGAGGACACCGAUCCGGUGCAGGUGUUCCGCGGCAAUGUGCAGAAGUAUUAUCGUGGCCCGCUGAGGGAGCCCUUUAAUGAGGAGGCGAGGCUGCAGGCCGGCCUGGAUCGCAGCUAUUAUGAAGACUUGGUCGGGUAUCAGCCGUAUCAAUCCGCUCCGGCGCCGGCUUGAUUGGGCUGGGUUUGGAUCAAAUGAUCAUUCGUACAUUUCAUAAUCGACGCUUCGGAUGCGCUUGAUCUAUAGAGUGCGUUGGUGGGUCGGAUAUCAAGAUUUACGGACCCGCAGCUUGAUGUGCUGGAAAAGCCCGCCGACUGCAACCUGCAUAAGGCUCAUAGAGAGGCAUCAUCUAGCUCCCGAUCGACUCCGCCAUAACAGCAAACACUACGGCCAGAGCCCCGCGAUCUACCCAACAGAACAACAUCCAGGACUC
Molecule: messenger RNA, 2070 nt
Organism: Aspergillus heteromorphus CBS 117.55
Lineage: Eukaryota; Fungi; Ascomycota; Eurotiomycetes; Eurotiales; Aspergillaceae
Product: Rieske [2Fe-2S] domain protein
Exons: 1
Coding region: 306-1811 (501 amino acids)
Molecular function (GO): 2 iron, 2 sulfur cluster binding
Source: RefSeq, a predicted model, not a curated record